AUGCCAGAUCAGAUUAAGUCAGACCAGACAAUGCCAGACCAGACAAUGCCAGACCAGACAAUGCCAGACCAGGCAAUGCCACACCAGACAAUGUCAGACCAGACAAUGUCAGACCAGGUAAUGGCAGACCAGACAAUGUCAGACCAGACAAUGUCAGACCAGACAAUGUCAGACCAGACAAUGCCAGACCAGGUAAUGGCAGACCAGACAAUGUCAGACCAGACUAUACCAGAUCAGACAAUGUCAGACCAGACUAUACCAGAUCAGACUGCCGCACCAGACUAUGCCAGACCAGACAAUGCCAGACCAGGCAAUGUCACACCAGACCAUGCCACACCAGAUCAAGUAAGACUAGUCCAUACCAGACCAGACCAUAUCCCAGCUGAGCAUGCCAUAUCAGACGGGACAAGACCAGACCAUGCCAGACUAUAUCACAGCACACCACGGCAGAUCACACCGACCCAGACCAGAAAACAGCAAAACACCUCGUGCCACAUUACAGCACAGCACAGCAGACAAUAA
Messenger RNA from Aplysia californica (California sea hare), 522 nucleotides. Its product is annotated as Duffy receptor beta form-like. Lineage: Eukaryota; Metazoa; Mollusca; Gastropoda; Aplysiida; Aplysiidae. The coding region runs from base 1 to 522 and encodes 173 amino acids. The transcript has a single exon. The record is from RefSeq and is a predicted model, not a curated record.